AUGUUGUCCUUCAUUCGUUCGCUUACGUCAAAUCGCUACACCCCUCAUGUCGCUAUUGCCGUCGUGUCCGCUGUCGUAACUCUUAGAAUGAGUAAAGCAUUAGAGCGGCUCUCAGGGCCAUCUGAAUCAGAGAAAGCUCUAAAGAGGCGCACUGAUCUGCUGGAAAUCAUUGCCAAGGUUGUGAUGGAUAGCUGUCCACCAGAGAAUCUAGCCAAGGACAACACCCCUGCUGCCGCCGACUCUGCGAGCAUCACCAAACGCAAAGAUAGCCCCAGCUCUGCAGCACCAUCCGCGUGA
Messenger RNA from Dothidotthia symphoricarpi CBS 119687, 297 nucleotides. RefSeq lists its product as uncharacterized. NCBI's taxonomy places the organism in Eukaryota, Fungi, Ascomycota, Dothideomycetes, Pleosporales, Dothidotthiaceae. The coding region runs from base 1 to 297 and encodes 98 amino acids. The record is from RefSeq and is a predicted model, not a curated record. The transcript has 2 exons.